CACCACCCCCAGGAGCCCCAUGGGCUCACACAGGGCAGCAGCCCUUGGGCACAGGGGCAGUGCCCUCGGCAGUGCUUGCAUCCCCUCAGCAGUGCCUGCAGCCUGGGACCCCUUCCCUGUGACCCACAUCCUGCACUGUAUCCACGUCUCGCUCCCAGCAAUACCCCAAGCCUGGCUCCCUUGGGUACCCCUGUUCAGGGCAGAGGUCCACCUGGUCGGGUGGGCCACACUGGAACUUCUGGGGGCCCUCAUGCCUCCCCACCAUGCCUCGGGUGCAGCUGGAGUUAAAGGUCCCACAGGCUGCACCGUAGCAGCCUGGCCCUGGUGUCCCUUGGUGUUGGGAGCACAGCUGGGAUGGGCACCCUGGGUCCCUGUGCCCCCAGUGUCAGGGUGUGGGUGGGAUGGAUGCCCUGGAUCCCAGUGCCCCUGGUGUGGGGUUGGGGUGCCCCGGGGUGCUGGUGUGACCCCUGUCUCUUAGCAGCUGGGGCAUGGCCGUCAAUGUGUACUCAACGUCGGUGACCAGCGAGAACCUGAGCCGCCAUGACAUGCUGGCCUGGGUCAACGACUCCCUGCAGCUCAACUACACCAAGAUCGAGCAGCUCUGCUCAGGGGCUGCGUAUUGCCAGUUCAUGGACAUGCUGUUCCCCGGCUGCGUGCACCUGCGGAAGGUGAAGUUCCAGGCCAAGCUGGAGCACGAGUACAUCCACAACUUCAAGGUGCUGCAGGCCGCCUUCAAGAAGAUGGGAGUGGACAAAAUCAUCGCGGUGGAGCGGCUGGUGAAGGGCAAGUUCCAGGACAAUUUUGAGUUCAUCCAGUGGUUCAAGAAAUUCUUUGACGCCAACUACGACGGGAAGGAGUACAACCCGCUGCUGGCGCGGCAGGGCCAGGACGUCGCGCCCCCCCCUAACCCAGGUGAUCACAUCUACAACAAACCCAAGAAACCCAUUGGCACUGCAGUCCCCCAGAGGACCUCCCCCACAGGCCCCAAGAACACCCCGAACCCAGCCCGCCUCGGCAACGUGCCCAGCGGCAUCCUACGGAAAAACUCGCCUGCCACCCGCAAUGGCGGCCCCGAGGCUGACGCGCAGAUCCUGGAGCUCAACCAGCAGCUGAUGGACCUGAAGCUGACAGUGGACGGGCUGGAGAAGGAGCGGGAUUUCUACUUCAGCAAACUGCGGGACAUUGAGCUCAUCUGCCAGGAGCACGAGAACGAGAACAGCCCCAUCAUCACCGGCAUCGUCAGUGUCCUCUACGCCACAGAGGAGGGCUUUGCCCCACCAGAGGACGACGAGCUGGAGGAGCAGCCGCCAGAGGACCAGGACGAGUACUAGCCCCGGCCUGCGCCCGCGCCCCCCGCGCCGCCCCCCACCAUAGACAUUGAGGUUCGAGCCCGCGCCUCGCCCUGCACUGUCACACGCCAUCGCCGUCGCCAGCAGCUCCAGGGGGAAGCCACCAUCUCCAUAACUGGCUGACAUCCCUCGGGCGAGGAGCGCGGCUGCGCUGGGGGCUGGGGCUGGGGCUGGGGAUGGGCUCUGUCCCCGUGCUGGGGCCUGGCCCGCGCCACCCCCUCCCCAUAUUUAUUUCUGUUGUCCCCCCCGGUGUGAGCGAGUGCCACAUCCGCCCUGGUGUCCUGCCUGCCCAUGGUGACAGUGAAAAAAACACCGAGUCCUUGGGGGCUGGCCUGGGGUGCCGUGUACUGCUCACCUUGCUGGGACCCUCCAGGCCCCAGGACCCCUACGGUGGAGUGAGUGCCGGCCUGGCAGCCUGUUGGAGUGGGACGCCACAGAACAGAGGAGAGAGAUGCUGGUUCAGGUUCCUGGGAAGAUGAGAAGGAAGCCCCAGGCCAACGCGGCCAUGGCAGCAGAGAGGGCACCUGCAGCCACGGGGGUCCCGGAGAGGGAGCCUGUCCUCACUACAGCAUGGAAUGGCAGUGGGCCCUCUCCUCUCGCCCGUGGCCCCCACGGAGCCGGGGCUGGGGUGGGUCACCGUGAGGGCUCGCAGCGCCCACCCGCCCUGGCUGCCAUGUCCCUGUCGCAUCGCUUGUCUGGUCCAUCACUCCGGUCGCAACGCUGCAUCUGUGUUCGGUUUUAUUUAAAUAAACUCGUGUGGUAACA
Cinclus cinclus is the source of this 2114-nucleotide messenger RNA. It is a transcript of the gene MAPRE3, whose product is annotated as microtubule associated protein RP/EB family member 3. Gene Ontology annotation, cellular component: spindle midzone; microtubule organizing center; cytoplasmic microtubule. The transcript is spliced from 6 exons. Lineage: Eukaryota; Metazoa; Chordata; Aves; Passeriformes; Cinclidae. The record is from RefSeq and is a predicted model, not a curated record. The coding region runs from base 489 to 1331 and encodes 280 amino acids. Gene Ontology annotation, biological process: regulation of microtubule polymerization or depolymerization; protein localization to microtubule plus-end; spindle assembly. Gene Ontology annotation, molecular function: microtubule plus-end binding.